Molecule: messenger RNA, 6210 nt
Organism: Tribolium castaneum (red flour beetle)
Lineage: Eukaryota; Metazoa; Arthropoda; Insecta; Coleoptera; Tenebrionidae
Gene: psidin
Product: phagocyte signaling impaired
Exons: 11
Coding region: 714-3530 (938 amino acids)
Biological process (GO): N-terminal peptidyl-methionine acetylation
Cellular component (GO): cytoplasm; NatB complex
Molecular function (GO): protein binding
Source: RefSeq, a predicted model, not a curated record
ACCUUUAAGUGUGUUUCUCGUACAAAAGCAAUUAUCAGACGAUUAAUUUAAUCACUAAAAUUGCAGAAUUGUUUUGUUUCUUUGUUUGUACCAUCUGAUAACGACUCAAAGUCGUUCGCAAAACCAACAACUUAUUUAUUAAUUUAUGGUACACGAGUCUCCAUCAAAAUCCUCCUAACAUUUCCAAUAAUUUAUGAUCUUGUUCCAAUCAACUGACGAAUUUUUCCAUUCGAAAACGUUACGUUUUUCCACGUAACAAUAAAUCAGUGUGAUUAUCUUACAGGAAAUCCCACCACAGGCUCUAAUUUUCAUACAAUCAGACAAUUAUGUAAUAACAGCAAUGGUCGCGCAUUUAUUAUUUUUUAACUCUUCGUAAAUUAUGCCUCCAACACGGAUGUUACCGCACUUCCGGGACGCCUUGACCUUGCGCCUCGAAAAAUCCGUAAUAAAAUACCACUUCCGGUGGCUGUUUUUUUCCCAAAAUGUCAAGGAACAUCCGGUUUGUUCAAAUUUAGCGCCCACAUUUUGACAAUUGACAAUUGACAGAAGCCGACAAAUAAAUCAAUCAUGGCGGUUUGAAGAUUAGCUCAAUUCUUGAAGAAAAAAAAUUAUUUUCGUUCGAUUUACACGUGUGUUUGGGGUAAAACAGCACAAGAGUUGUCUCAAGUAGCGUAUUUUGCAAACACGAGUCACAAGCUAGGUUAGGAAGCGAAAUGACUUCGAAGGUCCAACACGUGCAGGACAACUCAGUAGCCGAACGGAGAUUGCGCCCCAUUUACGAUUGGCUGGACAUCGGCAACAACAAAAAAGCGCUCCAGGAGUGCGAGAAAGUGCUGAAAAAGACGCCGAAUUUGCUGUGCGCGAAAGCGCUCAAAGCCCUGACGCUGCACCGGAUGGGCAAGGAGGGCGAAGCCCUGGCCAUCCUGGAGGCCCUGACUGCCGACAGCCCCACGGACGACGCCACGCUCCAAGCCAUGACUCUGUGCUACAGAGAGUUGCAACAACUUGAAAAAAUUUGUAAAUUGUACGAGACUGCGGUCAAGUUGGAGCCGGCAAAUGAGGAGCUUUACACGCAUUUAUUUAUGUCUUAUGCGCGUGUUUUCGAUUUUAAAUCGCAACAGAAAACGGCAAUGACGCUGUACAAGCACAAGCCCAAAACGCCGUACUAUUGCUGGGCUGUUAUGAGUAUUAUUUUACAAGCCACGCGUGGCGAGGGCAAGAACGAUGCGAAAAAACGCAGUUUAUUGCUGAGUCUGGCCGAACGUAUGAUGGAAAAGUUGAUUGUCGAUGGGAAACUUGAUGCGGAACAGGAAGUUCAACUGUAUGUUAUGGUUUUGGAGCUGCAGGGCAAGUUUGAGGAGGUUUUGGUUAUUUUGGAUGGGCCUCUCGGUACCAAGCUGGCUUGUAGUAAUCAGCCCCAUAAUAAGCUGAAGUAUUUGGUGCCCCUCAAGUGCUGGGAUGAUGUUAAUUUGUUGUGUAAGGGGAUCUUGAUUGAGAGUGUAGACAGGUGGGAUAUUUGGAAGGAAUACAUCAACUCGGUGUUUGCCCUAAUGGAGGCCAAACCUUACGAAAGUAACAAUCAUGAUAAUGGGGCCUCUGAUAACGAUUUAGAAACGGUAGAUGACACCCCGGAAAAGUGUCACGAAUUUAUUUGUCGGAUUGUUGAAAAUGGGGCCGAUAAUGGUUUUUUAUUAAGGGGGCCCUACUUAGCCCGCUUUGAGCUUUGUUCGCGUCUCGUAAAAUGUAACGUUGACUCGAGCGAUGUUCUCGGCGAAACAAUCGAAUUAUUUAUUGAGUAUUUUCGUAAAUUCGGACACAAACCGUGCUGUGUUUCCGAUUUACGCCAUUAUUUAGAUUUACUAGAUUGUGAAAAAAAGGCCGAAUUAUCGGCACGUUUAAUCAAGGAUGUUGGGAUCAGUUCAACAAGUGUGCCUCAGUCGGAACAACAAAUGCAACGCCAUCUAUGUGCCCUCCAAUUGUCACGUUUAUGUGGAGCACAUCGUAAUCUAACUUCUGAUCAUUUGAAAGCUUUAGUUACUGCAUUUUCGCUACAUUACGAGCACGGUUACCAAACUUACGGCACUAAUUUACUGUCGACUGAUUUAGGGCCUUCUGACCCGUAUGCACUUUUAGCGGCGCACGUUUUGUACGAUUUAUCACAAAGUGAGAAAAAAUCCGAACCGAUUGUUGCCGCUCUUGUCUUAUUAGAAAAUAUGCUCAAGAAUAGUCCGAGUAAUUUUCACGCAAAGUUGUUGUGUGUGCGGCUGUAUCAUACAGUGGGCGGUUGUCUCGGUGCCCAAAACAUGUACAGUAGUUUAGACACGAAACAUUUACAAUUAGAUUCGUUAGGUUUUAUACAUUGUGCUAGAUUAGCAACCACCGGUUUGUAUUCGCUGUGUUCGAAUUUGUUUGACGUUACGUUAAAAUUCUUCUCGUCGAAUUACAAAGAUAGUUCGGAUCAUAUAACAUUUUCGUAUAAAUACGGUUCGUUCAUAAAACUGGACGAAUUUAUGGAUUUUAGGGAACGACUGAACAACAGCAUGCACUAUACAACAGUUGCAAUCGAUCGAAUAGUAUUGAGUUUAGUUGAAUGUACAACAUUAGACACCCUGUACAACAUCGACAUAUCACCAAAAGACGAUAAAAUCGACUGGGAGGCGUUACGAGACAAUCACGAUCUUAGCGUUUAUAUCAGUUGGGACCCUGAACGUAUCAAAGGCCCGCCUGAAGAAUACGAAGAAAUUCGCACAUUUUUCAAGCAAAAUAAAAUUUUCCUUAAAUUACGUACGUCACUGCUGUGGGCGUUAUCAGCAGCCGUGGACAUUGUCAAAUCAUCAGACGGCGUCCGAACCAAAUACAUGGACCAAUUGGCUACGAUUUUGGCCGAUUGGGAGGAGCUAAGCACCAAAAAUCGAAACCACGCCCCUUUGUGUCAACACCUGGUCACUUUGCCCCUCCCCUCGCGCCUUCACGUGGCCUUGGCCACGCCCCAUUUUGACAUCGUGGGGCGAAUGUUGCGCCUUUUAUUGGCCGUUGUGUCCGAGGGUUGUUCCAAAGAAGAUGAUUUAGUGGAAAAAAUUGAAAGUGGGGUCAAGGCCAUGGUCGAUAUGAUUGAAAAUCGGGGGAAGAACUCGGCUGAUUUGAUUUAUCGGCGGGAAACGAUGGAAUAUGUUGUGAAUGCAGUCGAGGUUUUGUCCGUUUCGUCGCUCAUUUGUUUGUUGUGCAAUGAUUUGGUGAAGCCGCCGAGUAAAAAAGGCAAGAAAAAAGUGAGCGAAGCGUCGUCGUGGAAGGAAACCGUGGUUCGGCUGGCAAAUAGUUUCAAAACGCACAUUAACGCCUUGAAUGAGGUUUUGCAAACUUGGGCGCAGUUUAGUGUUUCGAGUGAUCUGGCGCUGAUGCUGGAGUCGGUGAAUUUGAGCAAUGACGGACACAAUGUGUGCGAGAAUAUAGUAAACAGUUACGUGUUGGCCGUUCGAGAGAUACAGUGUGUUUUGAAAAAUAAGAUUAAAAUGUUGAGUAGUAUACAGUAAGGUGCCAUUGCAAGAGUGACACGUGUAUCAGAUUGGUUGAAUAAAAUGGUUUCUACGAAACACCCACAACACGUCACUAGAUCUUUUUUUUUAAUUGUUUUAUUCCUUGGUUUUUGCGAAAAAUGCUGUUGGAAACGAAGAGAGUAGAUAGUUCGUGAGUCGGGAAGUUGGACGUAUUUUUAUCUGAAUUUUUGGACGCACUUCCGUUAGAAAACAGACUGCACGUGAGUGCAAUAUUUGCCUUUUUUUAUUGAUUGUCGUUAUUUUGCAAAAUUCGGACGAUUAUUUUACUAAAAAUUCGCUCUUUUUGAUUAAAACGCGUUGAAAAGUUUACGAAUUGUUCAAAAAUUUCGUUAUUUUGACAAAGUUUUGCUCCUUUUAAAAAAUUGUUUUUUUUAAGUAAUUUAUUUGCUUUUUUUGAGCGAAAUUUCAAUACAAAACAUCGUUCUGUGUUCGUUUUCUUAUAUUUUUGGGCUUGUUUUUCAUCAAAAAACUUAUUUAAUUUGCAAAAUUCCAUCAAAAAUUGAUCAAAAUAGACGUUUUUUCGACUAUUUUACCUUAUUUGUGGAAGUUUUUAAUGUUUAUUUUGCUGUUUUUUUAUAUGUACCUUGUUUUUGCGAAUGAAACUACCUAAUUUCUUUUUUUUUUUUCAAUCUUUUUUGUUUGUUUAAAGGAAUUUAACUCUUCUUUUCAUUAAAACAUGUCAAAAAAAUGUAAUUAUGUAAAAAAUGUUAUUUGCCGUUUUUUUUUGUUUUUGUUUGUUUCAUUUUUCAACGAAAAACUUACUUAUUUUGCAAAUUUCAUUCAAAAAUGACCAAAUUUAAAGGAAUUUAAUUCUAUUUUUUUUGGCGAACUUUCGCUAAAACACGUCGAAAAAUUACCCAAUUAUGACAAAAUUUCGUCGUUUUCACAUUUUUUGCUCUUUUUCGCUGUUUUUUGAGCGAGAAACUUACUAAUUUUGAAAAAUUCUGUCAAAAAUAUAGGUUUUUUUUAGUCUAUUUAAAGAGCUCUUUUGUGAGCGAAAUUUCAUUAAAAAAAGUCGCAAAAUUAUCUAAUAAGUCAAAAAUUUCGUUAUUUUGGCAGUUUUUGUUCUUUUUUUGUUAUAUCUUGUCUUGUUUUUGAGUGAGAAACUUAUUUAAUUUGCAAAAUUCCAUCAAAAAUUGAUCAAAAUAGACGUUUUUUUCAACUAUUUACUGGUUUCUACCUCAUUUUUUGAGCGAAAUUUCUUUAAAACCAUAAAAUUUUCGAAGUUUUUGAUGUUUAUUUUGUUCUUUUUUGUGAUAUUUAUCUUGUUUUUGCGAAUGAAACUUACCUUAUUUGUAUUAAAAAUUAAGAGAAUUUAAAAAACUGUUUUUUUUUGUUUAUUUAAAGCAAUUUAACUCUUCUUUUCAUUAAAACGUGUCAAAAAAAUGUCAAAAAUUUCAUCAUUUGACGGUUUUUUUUUGCUCUUUUUCGCUGUUUUUUGAGCGAGAAACUUAUUUAUUUUGAAAAAUUCCGUCAAAAAAUUACCAUGUUAGAGCAAAAUUAGACGUUUUUUUAGUCUAUUUAAAAAAAAUUGAGCGUAAUUUCAUUAAAAAAAUCGUAAAAGUGUCUAAUCAAGUCAAAAGUUUCGUUAUUUUCACUAUUUUUGCUCUUUUUCGUUAUAUCUUGUCUUGUUUUUUAGUGAAAAACUUAUUUAAUUUGCAAAAUUCCAUCAAAAAUUGAUUAAAAUAGACGUUUUUUCAACUAUUUACUGGUUUCUAUCUCAUUUUUUGAGCGAAAUUUCACUUAAACCAUAAAAUCUUCGAAGUUUUUAAUGUUUAUUUUGUUCUUUUUCGUUAUAUUUAUCUUAUUUUUGCGAGUGAAACUUACCUAAUUUGCAUUAGAAAUUAAAGAAUGUAACAAACUGAUGUUUUUUGUUUGUUUAAAGGUAUUUAACUCAAAUCAAGUUAGAUAUCCUUUUAAAAAAAUAACGGUUUUUAAUCGGUUUAUUGGAGUUUUUUUGCGGGAAAUUAAAAAAAAUUCUUUAAAGAAACAACUUUGACAAAAAAAUUAAUUUAAUGGACGAAUUGGACAAAUAAAAUUUGACGUUGUUGCCAAAAACAGCUGUCAUUUGUUGACUAGAGCUGUUGCUAGCAAGAAACAAUUAGGCCUUAGACUACGCACAACCGUGCUAUAAAAAAAAUUAAAUUAAAAAAAUAAAUCAUUUACAAUAUCUUGUAAAAGAAUUUCAAAAAAUAUACAGAGCGUGUCAAAAAUAUACAUAAAAAAUGGAAUUAACUGUAUCAAAAAGUCGUGUAAAAAACCUUAACACUAUCGAUUAAAUAUUGCUGUCACUGUUUUUUGGUCCUUUCUAAUAAAACUCACUAAAACAAACAAAAGAAAUGCAACAGAGUCGUUGUGAGAAUUGUAAUCGUAAUUAAGACGGCGUUGCAAGUUGGCCUUGGACUCGUAUUCAACCACACAAGGCCUGGAUAAUUAAUGUUGGGCGUGGAAAUCUCUGCAAGAAACAACCAAUCAGAACGCGCGCAACCACCAACCAAUCGCGUUGCGCCACAACAACAACACGAUGCAACGAAACUUACCGAAACAAGACGAACAGUAACGUCAAACAUAUAGCUGCGGUACUUGUCGACAAUGUGGCCGCAUCACCAUACCUUGCCUGACCGCAAGCAGGAGGACACACAGGAAUGAUGGACUC